Ochotona curzoniae (black-lipped pika) is the source of this 4497-nucleotide messenger RNA. RefSeq names its product solute carrier family 25 member 46 (gene SLC25A46). Gene Ontology annotation, biological process: mitochondrial membrane fission; axon development; mitochondrial fission. The coding region runs from base 35 to 1303 and encodes 422 amino acids. NCBI's taxonomy places the organism in Eukaryota, Metazoa, Chordata, Mammalia, Lagomorpha, Ochotonidae. Gene Ontology annotation, cellular component: mitochondrial outer membrane. The record is from RefSeq and is a predicted model, not a curated record. The transcript is spliced from 8 exons.
CCCGAGGAGGCCCUGCCCGUCCUGCCGUGCCGCCAUGCACCCGCGCCGUCCGGAGGGCUUCGAUGGCUUGGGCUACCGGGGCGGGGCCCGGGACGAGCAGGGCUUUGGCGGCGCUUUCCCUGCCAGGUCAUUCAGUUCGGGUUCGGAGCUGGGGCACUGGGUGACGACUCCGCCCGACAUCCCGGGCAGCCGCAACCUGCACUGGGGCGAGAAGAGCCCGCCGUACGGUGUGCACUCGGCCUCCACGCCGCGCGAGGGCCCCGCCGAGGAGCCCUUUCCCGGCUCGGGCACGGGCACGGGCACGGGCGGAGCGCAGGCCCAGAGCAGCGAACAGUUGAAUAGAUUUGCUGGAUUUGGUAUUGGACUUGCAAGUCUUUUUACAGAAAAUGUACUGGCCCAUCCUUGCAUUGUCCUACGCCGGCAGUGUCAGGUUAAUUACCAUGCUCGGCAUUAUCAUCUCACUCCAUUUACAGUCAUCAAUAUUAUGUACAGCUUGAACAAAACUCAGGGACCAAGAGCCCUCUGGAAAGGAAUGGGAAGUACAUUUAUUGUCCAAGGAGUCACGCUGGGAGCAGAAGGCAUAAUUAGUGAAUUCACACCUUUGCCAAGGGAAGUUUCACACAAAUGGAAUCCUAAACAAAUAGGAGAACACCUUCUACUGAAAUCCCUGACUUAUAUAAUAGCAAUGCCUUUUUAUUCAGCAAGUCUAAUUGAAACAGUACAGAGUGAAAUAAUUCGAGAUAAUACUGGCAUUUUGGAAUGUCUCAAAGAAGGCAUUGGAAGAGUGAUUGGCCUGGGAGUGCCUCACAGCAAGCGGCUGCUCCCCCUGCUCUCCCUGAUCUUCCCCACAGUGCUGCACGGCCUUCUCCACUACGUCAUCAGCUCCAUCAUUCAGAAGUUCGUUCUGCUGAUUCUAAAGAGAAAGACGUACAAUAGCCACGUGGUUGAGAACACAAGCCCAGUACAGAGUAUGUUGGAUGCUUACUUUCCAGAACUUAUUGCUAACUUCGCCGCCAGUCUUUGCUCUGACGUUAUACUUUACCCGCUGGAAACAGUUCUGCACCGCCUUCACAUUCAAGGAACACGCACAAUCAUUGACAACACCGACCUUGGCUAUGAAGUGCUUCCAAUUAAUACACAGUACGAGGGAAUGAAAGACUGCAUCAACACUAUAAGGCAGGAGGAAGGAGUGCUUGGUUUUUAUAAAGGGUUCGGUGCUGUUAUAAUACAGUACACACUGCAUGCAGCUGUCCUACAGAUUACCAAAAUGAUUUACUCUACACUUCUUCAGAAUAGCGUUUGAGAUUUCGAUUGCAUCACCGGCUAGUCCAGAAGGACAGAUCUGGACAAUGUGCUAUGAAAUUGUGAGGCAUGAAAUGAAAGAUUGGGGAGGCAGGCUGGAGUGAAAAGCGCAGCUGGCAGAAAAAGUGCAUUCUCGCUAUGUGGACUCUCCAUUUGCCUUUAAAUUACAUGUAUGUUCUUUUUCCUCUUUUCGAUCAAGCCUAUUUGGAAGCUCAAUAAAAGUUAAGCCUGUAUGAUUUACAUUUUUAGCCAGCAUAGCACUUAAUUGCUGAAGUAAAAAUGAUAGCAGAAGCAAAAAAUUUAUCAUCAGCGUAAACAAAAUGUCAUAGCAUAGAAUCGGUUUCUGACCGUGCUGUCUGCUACGUGUUUAUUUUACCUUCUAGAUUGUUAUUGUAGCAUCAGUUUUAACCUUUAAGAAAAUCAGUCUCAGCAUCAUUGAAAAAGACUAAGAGUAUUAGAUUUAGCAAUCUGUAAGGAUUCAAGGGUUCCAAUUUGCAUUUCUAUGUAACCAUUUUCAUGGCUAUAUAUACAUACCAUAUAAAAAACAUUUAUGUACCAACAUAUAACUUGGAAUUUCCUUCAUCUUUAUAAAUUUUGUACUCUUAGAUCAUUGCAUAAAAUGGAAUUAUGCUUUCUGCUUGAGUAUCAGAACAAAGCAUCAAAAGCAAAGGUAACGUCCCCCCUGCAAAUUUAAGCCAAUGUAGCAUACUUGUCCAUAUCUUCACCCAAUAGUUCAAUGUCAGAAGCUGGAAAUUUAACAUACAUUUGUAAAGAUUGGUUUGCUUAGCUAAUUAUGGGAAUUAACAGGCUAUUUUUAGAGCCAGUUGUAAAGAGACAUACAAUCAUGACAUCUAUCACUGUUUCCACUUUCACAAAUCGUGUACUUAAAAAACUCUCUCCUGCCUUUCUCUUCUGAAUGAUUUGUCUUAAAACAAAAUUAAAAUGCACCUGCAAAUUGUGCCUCUUUACUGCUAUAUAGUUAUAAUUAAGUAGUAGCUUACGUUUUUUUCAGGUGUUACAUAAAGUUUUGUUCACCAAACUAGAUACUCAUAAAGGGAAAAAAGAUGUUAUCCUUAUCACUUUUUAAACUUGGAUGAAUGCUAGAGAAAAAUUGCAAACCCUAAAGAGAAUUUAUGCUUGUGUUUUCUGGUUGAAAAGAAAAAAGCAUAUUUCUGCAAAUAUGCAAGUUUUUAAUCACGUUAAUUAUUUUAAUUUUAAAUGUAACUUGAAGAAUUAGACACUUUUUAUAGUAAAAUAAUAUGUAUUUGGCCUAUCAUUUCACAUUUUAAAAUGUCGUUGCUUUUUUUGGAUUUUACAGUUUUACUACACACUGUUAACCCCUCUAAAAGCUAUAACCUUGCAUAGUUAUCCAACCUAGAAUGUGUACAAGCCAAAAUUUAGUUUUAUUGUUAAAUGUCACAGGAAAGGAUACUUUAAUGAUAAGUAGUGUUAGAAUAACAAGAACAAAAAAAAUUCCUAGAAACUUGUGAAACAUAACCCCUCUGCCUGCUUUUUCCACUUUGGCGUGUGAGUAUUAGUUAUGGAAGCAACUAUUUCCGUGUUUUAAUUUUAGCCCCACUAAAGAUGAACAAAAUAAGUUUAAAUAUUGAUCAUGGCUAAACAAUGUUAUGAGUUUUAAUAUAGGGAAACUUUCUUUUCUUACAAACAAGGUGGUUUAAGGCAAAAGUAAGGCAGAAAAGGUCAAGGUUUACAAGAAUUUGGGAAUCUGGAUGGAAAUGAGUGAAAUGUAGUGAACAUCUUGAAGGUCAUUGGAAGUCAGCGUGGACAUACUAACUGCAGAUUCGGAAUGUACCUGUUUGGGAAGUCUAAAACUGAGAGACUGAACCACACACUAGUGGGGCUGCUCUUACUUUCUGUUUCUGAAAAAAAUACAAAUUAACAUCAGGACUAACAUUGAAAAGUGGUCAGUUUGACCUGCCCAAUGCAUUUCAGUGAUUAUAUAGGAAUAAAUAAAACAGCUCUCAUGCCCCAUUUUAGACUUCCCUUCCUCCCUCCUCCCCGACACCCAUACUGGCAGGCAGGGGAGAAGGCAGUGCUUCUGAUUUCUUGGCCAUGUUGCUUAAGAUAAUAGUUCAGUAUAGUAUUUUUAAGUUCAGUAUGACUGCUAGUGUUAAAGAUAAGAUUAAGUCCCACAGGCCAACGAUCCUCUUCAGUAAACCAGAUAGGCCACGGUGCUUGUGUUGUGCUUGCCUUACAUGAUACGGCUUCUUAAUUUGAGUCAAAUAGAUCAAGUAAUUAAACUGAAAACUGGUAGAUGUUAACGUAUAUUACGUUAAAUCAAUUUAUGAAUUGAUUUACUAAGUAUGUGUAUAUAGACUUUCCUGAGAUGCCUUCCUCAGUUUUGUUUCAUAGACUCAUAAAAGCAAUGCCUAGGUUCUUAAAAUUAUUUAAGUCUCCAGGCUUUCAGCACUAAAUUUAUAAGUAUGAAAUAAUAAAAUAGCUAACUUAAAAGUGGUUAUGGAUUAAGGCAAUACACGCCUUAUCAGGUUUUCUUAGACGCCGAUUAUAGAUGAGAGCUUGCCUGGUCACUUUGCAGCUGUGCAUGACUACUCAGAAAACUCCUUUGUAGCAACGCAUUCACUUAAUUGAUUGGACACAAAAACUCCAAGUUCAUUACCAAGUAUUCAUAUAUCUGGUUGGCAUUUUGCGGGGGAAGAUGCGGGGAAUGCUCUUUGAUCGUUCUGUCAGCUGGAAUUUAUACACAAUGCUGCCAUCUGGUUGCUUGCUCAUGCUUCUCCACAGAAAAGGCUGUUCUGCCAGAUCUUCAAAAAUUAGCCAGUUUUGCAGGUUUGGGGAUUUUUGUUUGUUUGUUUGUUUUUGUCAAAUCUUAAGCAAAUAGGAUUCCUCAGUAGCAAUUCACAUCUUAUUAGCAUUUAAGUGGUACUUAAGGUUGGCAUUUCUACUUUCUGUUUAAAGUAGUUGUACUUAAUCUCUCCCUCCUAAAUUGAACGUACGUGUCUUACUUUUGAGUCAUUGAGUGUUGUCCAAAUAUCAUGUUGUGUAGCAGAGUAAUAAAAUUUGUGAUUAUACAAUGAAUCUUAAUAUUACCUCAGCUAGAAGAGGUGUUUUGUGUUUGUAUCUUUUUUUUUUUAAGUUGUUUUUUUGCCUUACUGGCAUUUUAAAUGUUUGGGGUAAACUAUAUGAUAAAAAGUUCAAUAAAAUGUUGAAAUAAAA